Chanos chanos (milkfish) is the source of this 2070-nucleotide messenger RNA. It is a transcript of the gene rnf38, whose product is annotated as ring finger protein 38. Gene Ontology annotation, molecular function: ubiquitin protein ligase activity. The transcript is spliced from 12 exons. The record is from RefSeq and is a predicted model, not a curated record. Gene Ontology annotation, biological process: protein ubiquitination. The coding region runs from base 1 to 2070 and encodes 689 amino acids. NCBI's taxonomy places the organism in Eukaryota, Metazoa, Chordata, Actinopteri, Gonorynchiformes, Chanidae.
AUGCCAAUCGCAGCCACGGGUCAGCCGACAACUCAGGAGCCUCGCGUUUAUUCUCAGCUGCCCGCAACCCCAGAUCCCAUUCCGAAACGGGCUAAUUUAUGUGACGACACGGGGGCACAGUCGCAAGAGCACACAGAAUACGGGGGUUCAGAGGGGGGCAGGGGAGCUGGGAGCCAUAGCCAGAGCAGCGCUAGGGUUUCUGUAGUGCUCGGAGCCUCCUCGCCGUCGCAUUCCCCUCCUACAUCCUCCCCCCUCGUCUCCCCCUUCCACCAUCACCCCAACUCCAUAGCAAUGGAGCCCCCAAGGACUCGAUCGCGUUCACGGUCUGGAUAUUAUCCAUACGGCGUGAAUGGUGGAUCUAAUGGUACCACUAACAACGGCAGUGGCAACGUUCAGAAUUCUGCCGGAGGAAUCGGCGCGAGCCACCACCACCAUCACCAGCAGCAACAACAGCACAACUCCGGAUGCGUUCCGCUCGGAGCUCACGGCCACACGGAAAACCUGCGCCCGCCUGGAAGCAUUCUGUCCCCUGGAAACCACAGACACACAGGCCGCUCCGGAGCAGGAGCUAUGGGAGGAGUGUAUCACUGCCAUCCAGAACAUGCCUGUACAGACGCCAACGACAAGACGGAAGACAGCCCCAGUCCGAAAAGACAACGGCUGUCCCAGCAGUCAGUCUUGGAGCUGACCUCAGCUCCACCCUCCACACCCUCUCCACCAAUGAGGCCCUGGGAACUCCCACCUAGUCGCAGACCACACCCUUAUCCCCACCCCCACUACCACCCCGAACGCUGCCACACACCUGCGCGACACAGACGAAGCCCCCCAGUGAGACGUCAGCGAGGUCGAAGGGAGCGUUUGUCAAGGCACCACCCCCCUCACCACAGCUCCCCCGGCGGGGGCCAGGACGAAAAUUACCGCCACCCUCCCCACCCGCCCCACCCACACCAGCUCCACCCCUACGGACAGCCCCCUCCCCCUCCCGGCCUAGACGAACCCCACGCCUUCCACCCCCCAACCCUGUCGCCGCGCCUGCUCCACCCCCAGCAACAGGGCGCCGUGGUGAUGGACCUUCACGACCAGCUCCCUCAGGGAACAGUGCCUGUAUCGUAUACAGUGUCUCCUGUACCCCCCCACGGUUUGCCACCUCCUCUCUGCACAGGACAGCAUCUCCCAGCAUGCUCCUCUCAGCAGCAGGUUCCUGCCUGUUCAGUGGUCUUCAGCGGUCAGCAACACUACCCAGUCUGCAGCGUCCCUCCUCCUAUGCUGCAGACGUGUUCGGUGCAGCACCUGCCUGUCCCGUACGGCUUCCCCUCUCUCCUGUCCAGUGACCCAGCCUUUCUGCUCCACCCCCCGCACCUGUCACACCACCCACCACACCUACCUCCACCCAGCCAGUUCCUGCCCUUCCAGACACAACAGUCCCGAUCGCCGUUACAGAGGAUCGAGAACGAGGUGGAGCUGCUAGGGGAUCACCUGUCGGUGGGUGGGGGGUUUAACUACCCCCACUCUGGCCACCCCAGCCCCUUGCCUCCCUCUACCCCGCUGCAGUUCCUCUCCCACGACCCUCUGCCUCAGGAGCUCUUCGGAGUGCCGUAUCCUCACUUUAUGCCUCGCAGAAUCGCGGGCCGGCGGUACCGUUCCCAACAGACCGUUCCUCCACCCCCUUACCACCCCAGCCUCCUGCCCUACUUCCUCUCGGUGCUGCCUGUCCAGCCGACUGCAGUGGGCCCUGCCAUCAGCCUGGAGCUGGACGUGGACGAUGGAGAGGUGGAAAAUUACGAGGCUCUGCUGAACCUGGCAGAGAGACUUGGAGAAGCUAAGCCCAGAGGUUUGACUAAAGCUGACAUAGAACAACUACCAUCCUACAGAUUCAACCCCAGCAACCACCAGUCUGAACAGACACUAUGUGUGGUGUGUAUGUGUGACUUUGAGUCUCGUCAGCUCUUGAGAGUUCUGCCCUGCAGUCACGAGUUCCACGCCAAAUGUGUUGACAAGUGGCUUAAGGCUAACAGAACAUGUCCAAUCUGCCGGGCGGACGCUUCGGAAGUGCAGCGGGAUUCCGAGUGA